This is a messenger RNA of Corapipo altera (White-ruffed manakin), 1405 nucleotides long. RefSeq names its product ras-related GTP-binding protein A. Bases 73 to 1014 code for a protein of 313 amino acids. Gene Ontology annotation, molecular function: GTPase activity; GTP binding. Gene Ontology annotation, cellular component: Gtr1-Gtr2 GTPase complex; lysosome; nucleus. The transcript is spliced from 9 exons. The record is from RefSeq and is a predicted model, not a curated record. Gene Ontology annotation, biological process: cellular response to amino acid stimulus; positive regulation of TOR signaling; cellular response to starvation. Lineage: Eukaryota; Metazoa; Chordata; Aves; Passeriformes; Pipridae.
GGGAUCGGGAUGGGCGAGCGGUGAUCCAAGGAAAGCAGCGAUCCAAGGUGGGCUUCUCUCGGCAGGUGUGUGAUGCCCAGCACAGCCAUGAAGAAGAAGGUGCUGCUGAUGGGUAAAAGUGGGUCUGGGAAGACCAGCAUGAGAUCUAUUAUCUUUGCCAACUACAUCGCCCGGGACACACGGCGCCUGGGGGCCACCAUUGAUGUGGAGCAUUCCCAUGUCAGAUUCCUGGGAAACCUGGUGUUAAACCUGUGGGACUGUGGAGGGCAGGACACCUUCAUGGAGAACUACUUCACCAGCCAGAGGGACAACAUCUUCCGCAACGUGGAGGUUCUCAUCUACGUGUUCGAUGUGGAGAGCCGGGAGCUGGAGAAGGACAUGCACUACUACCAGUCCUGCCUGGAGGCCAUUCUGCAGAACUCCCCUGAUGCCAAGAUCUUCUGCCUGGUGCACAAGAUGGACUUGGUGCAGGAGGACCAGCGGGAUUUGAUUUUUAAGGAGCGUGAAGAGGACUUGAAACGCCUCUCCCGGCCCUUGGAAUGUGUUUGUUUUAGAACCUCCAUCUGGGAUGAAACCCUUUACAAGGCCUGGUCCAGCAUCGUGUACCAGCUGAUCCCCAACGUGCAGCAGCUGGAGAUGAACCUGAGGAACUUUGCUCAGAUCAUCGAGGCAGAUGAAGUGCUGCUGUUUGAGAGAGCCACCUUCCUGGUCAUUUCUCACUAUCAGUGCAAAGAGCAGAGGGACGUCCACAGGUUUGAGAAAAUCAGCAACAUCAUCAAACAAUUCAAGCUGAGCUGCAGUAAACUGGCAGCCUCUUUCCAGAGCAUGGAGGUCAGGAACUCUAACUUUGCUGCUUUCAUUGACAUCUUUACAUCCAACACAUACGUGAUGGUGGUUAUGUCAGACCCUUCCAUACCUUCCGCGGCCACGCUGAUCAACAUCCGCAACGCCAGGAAACACUUUGAGAAGCUGGAGAGGGUGGAUGGCCCAAAGCACAGCCUGCUCAUGCGCUGAUCCCAGGCUUUGGGGGCAGGAAGCAUGGAUUUGGGACUACUUUUUAGGAGAAUCUAACACUGUCGAUGUCUUUGUUGGGCUUUAUGAGUGUGCUGCUUUGUUUUCUCUCCUUUUCACGUCGGACACUAGAGGCUCAGAGGAUGUCUGGAUACACUGCGGACCUUCAGAGACUUCCCUGGCACCCCGUGGGCUUGGGAAGGAGGCAGGACAGGUGAUAUGCCCGUGGGCUGGUGCUCUCAGGUGGAUGUUUUGCUGCCAGGAGGACAUUUUAAGUCCCAGGAAUAUGGGAUAUUUAGUGGUUUCUUGGUUGGUUGCUUGAAUAAGUUUCUGAAUUUCUCCUUGUCUUCGAUCAUGAAAUUAAAUUUUUUGCUACCAGGGAUUUCAGAUCCUA